AUGCGCGAAGUCAUCUCUAUCCACGUCGGACAGGCCGGUAUCCAAAUCGGUAACGCCUGCUGGGAGCUCUACUGCUUGGAGCACGGCAUCUCUCCCGAUGGUACCGUUGCCUCUGACAAGCAGGCUUCCCAGUUCGACUCGUCCUCGAGCACCUUCUUCUCCCAGACCUCUGCCGGCAAGCACGUUCCCCGUGCCAUCUUUGUCGAUCUCGAGGAGACCGUCAUCGAUGAGGUCCGCACCGGUACCUACCGCAACCUCUUCCACCCUGAGCAGUUGAUCAGCGGAAAGGAGGAUGCCGCCAACAACUACGCCCGUGGUCAUUACACCAUCGGCAAGGAGCUCGUCGACUCUGUCCUCGACCGCGUCCGCAAGCUCUCCGAUGCCUGCACUGGUCUCCAGGGCUUCUUGGUCUUCCACUCCUUCGGUGGUGGUACCGGUUCCGGUUUCGGUGCCUUGCUCUUGGAGCGUCUUUCCGUCGACUACGGCAAGAAGUCCAAGCUCGAGUUUGCUGUCUACCCCGCCCCCGAGAUGGCCACCUCCGUUGUUGAGCCCUACAACUCGAUCUUGACCACCCACACCACCCUCGAGCACACCGACUGCGCCUUCAUGGUCGAUAACGAGGCCAUCUACGACAUCUGCCGUCGCAACCUUGAUGUUACCCGUCCCUCGUACACCCAUCUUAACCGCAUGAUCGCCCAGGUCGUCUCCUCGAUCACCGCCUCGUUGCGUUUCGUUGGUUCGUUGAACGUCGAUUUGACCGAGUUCCAGACCAACUUGGUCCCCUACCCCCGUAUCCACUUCCCCUUGGUCACCUACGCCCCCAUCUUGUCCGCCAAGAAGGCCUUCCACGAGCAGUUGUCCGUCCAGGAGAUCACCUCUGCCUGUUUCGAGACCACCAACCAGAUGGUCAAGUGCGACCCCAAGAACGGAAAGUACAUGGCCUGCUGUCUCUUGUACCGUGGAGAUGUCAUCCCCAAGGAUGUCAGCGUCGCCAUUGCCAACAUCAAGACCAAGCGCACCAUCCAGUUCGUCGACUGGUGCCCCACCGGUUUCAAGGUCGGCAUCAACGACCAGCCUCCCUCCGUCGUCCCUGGCGGUGAGGUCGCCAAGGUCAGCCGUGCCGUCUGCAUGUUGUCCAACACCACCGCCAUUGCUGAGGCCUGGAACCGUCUUGACCACAAGUUCGAUCUCAUGUACGCCAAGCGUGCUUUCGUCCACUGGUACGUCGGUGAGGGUAUGGAGGAGGGUGAGUUCUCCGAGGCCCGUGAGGACUUGGCUGCCCUUGAGAAGGAUUACGAGGAGGUCUCCUCGGACUCUGCCAUCGACGAGGAGAUGGUUGAGGAGUACUAA
Messenger RNA from Linnemannia hyalina, 1350 nucleotides. The record is from the annotation of a GenBank genome assembly. Lineage: Eukaryota; Fungi; Mortierellomycota; Mortierellomycetes; Mortierellales; Mortierellaceae.